GGCUGAAGCCGGAAGCUCCACGUCGGUGAAUUGGGCUACGAAAGCUUCUAAGCCAGUUGGGUGGCCGCAGUCGCGGCUCUGAGCGGGAGCCGAAGCCAUGCCUCUCCGACUUGAUAUCAAGCGUAAAUUAACAGCUCGAUCAGACCGAGUAAAGAGUGUGGACUUGCAUCCCACGGAGCCAUGGAUGUUGGCUAGUCUAUACAAUGGUAGUGUCUGUGUUUGGAACCAUGAAACACAGAUGCUGGUGAAAACCUUUGAAGUAUGUGACCUGCCAGUCAGAGCUGCUAAAUUUGUGGCAAGGAAGAAUUGGGUUGUUACAGGAGCUGAUGAUAUGCAAAUUAGAGUUUUCAACUACAACACUUUGGAAAGAGUUCAUAUGUUUGAAGCACACUCAGAUUAUAUCCGCUGCAUUGUUGUACAUCCUACACAGCCUUUCAUUCUAACAAGCAGUGAUGACAUGCUUAUUAAGUUAUGGGACUGGGAUAAAAAAUGGUCCUGUUCUCAAGUCUUUGAAGGACACACACAUUAUGUAAUGCAGAUUGUCAUAAAUCCUAAGGACAAUAACCAGUUUGCAAGUGCCUCUUUGGACAGGACAAUCAAGGUGUGGCAGCUUGGUUCUUCUUCUCCCAACUUCACUUUGGAAGGCCAUGAGAAGGGUGUAAACUGUAUUGAUUACUACAGUGGAGGUGAUAAGCCAUAUCUAAUUUCAGGAGCAGAUGACCGUCUUGUUAAAAUUUGGGAUUACCAGAAUAAAACCUGUGUGCAAACUCUGGAAGGACACGCACAGAAUGUGUCCUGUGUUAGUUUCCACCCUGAGCUGCCAAUUAUCAUAACUGGCUCUGAAGAUGGAACUGUUCGAAUCUGGCAUUCAAGCACUUAUCGUCUGGAAAGUACUCUCAACUAUGGCAUGGAGCGGGUAUGGUGUGUGGCAAGCCUAAGAGGAUCAAAUAACGUGGCUCUGGGAUAUGAUGAAGGUAGCAUCAUUGUUAAGCUUGGCCGUGAAGAGCCAGCCAUGUCAAUGGAUGCUAAUGGAAAGAUUAUUUGGGCUAAGCACUCAGAAAUUCAACAAGCUAACCUGAAAGCAAUGGGAGAUACUGAAAUUAAAGAUGGAGAGAGGCUACCACUUGCUGUGAAAGAUAUGGGCAGUUGUGAAAUAUAUCCUCAGACCAUUCAACAUAACCCCAAUGGGCGAUUUGUGGUUGUGUGUGGGGAUGGGGAAUACAUCAUUUACACAGCUAUGGCAUUGAGAAACAAGAGUUUUGGUUCCGCUCAGGAGUUUGCUUGGGCACAUGAUUCUUCAGAGUAUGCGAUCAGGGAAAGCAACAGCAGUGUCAAGAUAUUUAAAAACUUCAAAGAGAAAAAGUCCUUUAAACCUGACUUUGGAGCAGAAGGUAUCUAUGGUGGCUUUUUGCUGGGUGUCCGAUCUGUCAAUGGCUUGGCAUUUUACGACUGGGAAAAUACAGAACUUAUACGCAGAAUUGAAAUACAGCCAAAACAUAUUUUCUGGUCUGACUCUGGUGAACUUGUUUGCAUAGCCACAGAAGAAUCCUUCUUCAUUCUGAAAUACCUUUCUGAGAAAGUUGCAGCAGCACAGGAUUCACACGAGGGAGUCACUGAAGAUGGCAUUGAAGAUGCCUUUGAGGUCCUUGGUGAGAUUCAAAAGAUUGUGAAAACAGGAUUGUGGGUAGGCGACUGCUUUAUUUUUACCAGUUCAGUGAAUAGACUGAAUUACUAUGUUGGAGGAGAAAUUGUCACCAUUGCACAUUUGGACCGGACAAUGUAUUUGUUGGGCUAUAUACCCAAAGACAACAGGCUUUAUCUUGGUGAUAAAGAAUUAAAUAUAGUGAGUUACUCCUUGCUGGUCUCAGUGCUAGAGUAUCAGACUGCAGUGAUGAGGAGAGACUUCAGUAUGGCUGACAAAGUUCUUCCCACAAUUCCAAAGGAGCAGAGGACCAGAGUUGCGCAUUUCCUUGAGAAGCAGGGCUUCAAACAACAAGCACUUGCAGUAUCUACAGAUCCUGAACAUCGCUUUGAACUUGCUCUUCAGCUUGGCGAAUUGAAGAUUGCAUAUCAACUUGCAGUGGAAGCUGAAUCUGAACAGAAGUGGAAGCAGCUUGCUGAACUUGCAACCAGUAAAUGCCAGUUUGGCCUUGCCCAGGAGUGCCUGCACCAUGCACAAGACUAUGGUGGCUUACUGCUUUUGGCCACAGCCUCAGGAAAUGCAAGCAUGGUGAACAAGCUAGCUGAGGGAGCAGAAAAAGAUGGCAAGAACAAUGUCGCAUUCCUGAGUUAUUUUCUGCAAGGAAAGCUUGAAAACUGUCUUGAGCUCUUGAUUAAAACAGGACGCCUACCAGAGGCUGCUUUUCUGGCACGAACAUAUUUGCCAAGCCAAGUUUCAAGGGUUGUAAAACUGUGGAGAGAAAAUCUGUCUAAAGUCAACCAGAAAGCUGCCGAAUCCCUGGCUGACCCCACAGAAUAUGAAAACUUGUUUCCUGGAUUAAAAGAGGCUUUUAUUGCUGAAGAAUACCUCAAGAAGACACAUAGUGAUCGGUGGCUAGCCAGUGAAUAUCCCCUAGUCACUCCAAAUGAAGAGAGAAACAUACUUGAAGAAGCCAAAGGUUUCACACCGGAAAGAGGGGAGGUGACAAAGAAGGAGCCAGAAGAGGAAGAACUAGCCCCAUCUCCUAAGCCUGUGGUAGUGCUUCCAGUUGCAGGAAAGGACCAAGUUGAAACAGUAAAAGAUGAAAAGGUAUUGGAUCUGGAUGAAGUCUUGGAUAUCUUGGAACUGGAGGAUAUUGAUACUACCGACAUUAAUUUGGAUGAAGAGAUAUUUGACUGAUUUUUUUUUUUUUUGGAAGACCAAACUUCUUAUAAACUGCUUUUCCCUACAUUUGAUUAUUAGUGCAAUCUUCGUGUUGGAAAACAACUUUUUUUAAUACUAGCCCGAAGUAGGUAGACCCAUCAUAGUGUGCAUUGGAAACUUCCUUUUGUUGUGGGAUCCUCAGUCACAAGAAGACAAAGUCUUCUAAUAAAUGUCUUUAAAAUUC
Varanus komodoensis (Komodo dragon) is the source of this 3047-nucleotide messenger RNA. RefSeq names its product COPI coat complex subunit beta 2 (gene COPB2). Gene Ontology annotation, cellular component: COPI vesicle coat. NCBI's taxonomy places the organism in Eukaryota, Metazoa, Chordata, Lepidosauria, Squamata, Varanidae. The record is from RefSeq and is a predicted model, not a curated record. The transcript has 22 exons. Gene Ontology annotation, molecular function: protein binding; structural molecule activity. Gene Ontology annotation, biological process: intra-Golgi vesicle-mediated transport; retrograde vesicle-mediated transport, Golgi to endoplasmic reticulum; intracellular protein transport. Bases 98 to 2839 code for a protein of 913 amino acids.